Messenger RNA from Camelina sativa (false flax), 1432 nucleotides. Its product is annotated as bifunctional L-3-cyanoalanine synthase/cysteine synthase C1, mitochondrial. The record is from RefSeq and is a predicted model, not a curated record. Gene Ontology annotation, molecular function: cysteine synthase activity. Lineage: Eukaryota; Viridiplantae; Streptophyta; Magnoliopsida; Brassicales; Brassicaceae.
AAUCCUCUUCUCCUUCGUUGCUUCUCAACCUAUCACUCUUCUUCCUCUCAUUACAAAGAGCAUUUAAACUUUAAAAUUCUCUCUUCAAACUUUGUUAACUCCGUUCAGUGCAAACAAUGGCCUCUGUUUCAAAGAGGUUACUACUGAAGAGAGAGACGAUCCCCUGUAUCAGCAACACCAUGAGGAAACUCUUCUCCACCGUUGGAUCUCCAUCUUUUGCUCAGAGACUACGAGAUCUUCCCAAAGACUUCCCAUCUACUAACGCUAAACGCGAUGCCUCUCUGCUCAUUGGACGAACUCCACUAGUGUUUCUCAACAGAGUCACUGAAGGUUGUGAAGCUUACAUUGCAGCCAAACAAGAACACUUCCAGCCAACUUGUAGCAUCAAGGACAGACCAGCUAUAGCUAUGAUUGCAGAUGCAGAGAAGAAAAAACUAAUCAUCCCCGGAAAAACAACGUUGAUAGAGCCUACUUCAGGAAACAUGGGAAUAAGUUUGGCUUUUAUGGCGGCUCUGAAAGGGUACAAGAUUGUAAUGACGAUGCCUUCUUACACCAGCUUGGAGAGGAGAGUGACUAUGAGAUCCUUUGGUGCAGAGCUUGUUCUUACUGAUCCAACUAAAGGAAUGGGUGGAACCGUUAAGAAAGCUUAUGACCUUCUUGACUCUACUCCUGAUGCUUUUAUGUGUCAACAGUUUGCUAAUCCUGCUAACACUCAGAUUCAUUAUGAUACAACUGGUCCUGAGAUUUGGGAAGACACACUUGGAAAUGUCGAUAUCUUUGUGAUGGGAAUUGGGAGUGGAGGCACAGUCUCUGGAGUUGGACAAUAUCUUAAAUCUAAAAACCCCAAUGUCAAGAUAUAUGGAGUGGAACCUGCUGAAAGCAAUAUACUCAACGGUGGCAAACCAGGUCCACAUGCUAUCACAGGCAAUGGGGUUGGAUUUAAACCAGAUAUCUUGGAUAUGGAUGUUAUGGAGAGUGUUCUUGAGGUGAGUAGUGAGGAUGCUAUAAAGAUGGCUAGAGAGUUGGCAUUGAAAGAAGGUCUCAUGGUUGGGAUAUCGUCGGGCGCUAACACUGUGGCAGCACUUAGACUAGCGAAAAUGCCAGAGAACAAAGGCAAACUCAUUGUGACGAUUCAUGCGAGCUUUGGAGAGAGAUAUCUGUCGUCUGUUCUGUUUGAUGAGCUGAGGAAAGAAGCAGAAGAGAUGAAGCCAGUUUCGGUCGAUUGAUGAAGAAAGGCUUCUUCUGUACUAUAAAAAGAAACUCAAAUUGGGAGCAGAGAAGAUUGUGUGACAUAUAUAGCCCACUAAAGGUGUAAUAAGAGUUGUAUGUUUGUUUUAUAUGAGAGGGGAUAUUGGAAAAAAUAAUUAUGUUUGAUGUCGGAUAUUGUAAAACACAAUUAAAUGAGCGUUAAAUUAGCAUUUUGUGGUUCAAA